UCGCGAGUGAAAGACGUGCGCACGGUUGCUAGAAUUUCGUUGAUGGCAUUUUCUUCACGGUGAAUCAAAAAUUUCCAGUGUAUUGAAUGAAAGUGUGAAUAAAUUGUCGAUUAAACGUUCAAUGAGGGAUGUUUGCAAAUAAAACCAUUUGAUGAAGAAGGUUGUAAACUAAAAAGCAAAAGAGGCAAGUGAGAAAGGUUAAAAAGUGUAUUUUUGCGUAGUGAACGGAAAUUGGAAAAGUGUUGCUGCUGUCAAGGAUUGUGAAUGAAAUUUGAUUAUAACAAAGUGUAAACUAAAAUCAAAAAUACCGACUUGAAUUUUUAUUGAAAGCAAAACAAAAAGUGAAUUGGUUAUAAAACAAAAACAAAAAUAAUAAUAAAAAAAAACUACUAAAAGAAACUUAAGCAAAAUAGUGAACAAAAUAAAAGAAAAUCGUGCAUGGAAAGUAAAAAUAUAUUUUUCAAAUAUAAAAUAUAAAAGUUGAAAAAAAUUAGUUAUAAAAAGUGUACAUUUUUAUGUAAAAUAAUGAUAAUAUAUAAAAAAAAGUGUUUGUAUAAAGUGCAUCUAAAAAAAUUUAAAAUUAAAAAAGAACUUUCAAAAAAAAUUUCAAAAAAAAAUUUUAAAAAAAUUAAAAAAAAAAUUUCAAAAAAAAUUAAAAGAAAAGAAAUAUCAAAAAAUUUUUUCAAAAAAUAUUAAAAAAAAUUAUUUCAAAAAUAUUUUGCCAAUAAAAUAUACCAAUCAUAGAGCAACAACUAAACAGAAAAUAAAUCAUAACCAAGCGGAAGUGUGCUCUUUAGUUCAACGGAAGUGAGAGUGUGAAUUGAAAAAAAGUGCUGAGUGUAAUUUGUGAAUUGGAAAAUGUAUUGAGUUCACACUUUUGAAAUCAUAAAUUCUGAAACUAACAGUGAAAUUAGUCCGAACACAACGCUAGCAUGGAGGACGAACUACGCUGCCCGACAUGCAAACAACUUUUCGCGAAUCCGGUGCUGUUGCCCUGUUUCCACGCCCUCUGCUUGGGCUGUGCACUUGACAUACAGACUACGUACACACCCGCUGCGGCCUUGGCUGCUGCCAACAGUGCCAGUGUUGGCCACGUCUCGAACGGCAAUAUCAACGGCGGCUGCCUAAUACAUGCCCAUCCAUUGCAUGGCGGCACAGCAGCAGCUCAUGGCAAUAGCAUAACCACAACAGCUACGGUACACUCGCAUGCUCCAGUCGCGCCACCGUCACAUCCACCAUCGACACGUCACUCAUCGAACAGUUCGGCCGCCAGCACCGCCAGCUCGGCUACAGGUAGCGAAAGUGUUACAUCCGAUCAGGAUCAAGCGGAUAAGGUGAGCAUUUUGAGUGAGGCCGACUCGGGGGUGGUUUGCUGUUCGAACACAUCACGUCCGGUUUCGUACGCUGGCACUGCACAGUUACAAGGUUUGCUGCAGGGUGCUGCUGCUGCACCACCAGGUGCUGCUUUCUACUUAACUUGUCCGCUCUGUCGCAAGCUGGUGUUCUUUGAUGAGGGUGGAGUGCGUAAUCUACCCGCCUAUCGUACCAUGGAAUCAAUUGUUGAUCGUUUUUGUGCACGCGAGGCGCUACGCUGUCAAAUGUGCGAGACCGAUCCGAAGGUCGCAUCGAUUGUGUGUGAGCAAUGCGAAAUACGCUACUGCGAUGCAUGUCGGGAGCUAUGCCAUCCAGCACGUGGCCCGCUGGCCAAACAUAAUUUGGUGAAACCGCGUAAUGCAGCAUCGCAGCGAGAGUCGGUGUGCGGCGAACAUGGCGAUACAUUAUCCAUGUACUGCUUUGUGUGCAAAAUGCCCGCCUGCCCACAGUGUAUCGCCGAAAAACAACAUCCCGGACAUGAGGUGCAAUCCAUCAGCGUCACUUGCAAGGCACAAAAGACGGAACUCUCACAUAAUUUGCAGCAGUUGUCGGAGAAGGCCCGUUCCACCACGGAAUUCAUACAGCGAUUAAAAGGCAUGAGUGACAAAGUGACGGAGUCUUGCAUGGAGUUCGAAAGAUUGGUGACGGCACAAUGCGAAGCCUUAAUACAAGCAAUACACGACCGACGUGAAUAUCUACUCGAGGCUAUACGCAUGGAUAAGGACACGAAAAUCAGAAUAUUAAAGGAUCAGCAAUCAAAUUGCACGGGCAAGUUGCAACAAACCACUGGACUUAUACAAUUCUGCAUUGAGGCGUUGAAAGAGACCGACAGCGCAGCCUUUCUACAAGUCGGCUCCAUGCUGAUUAAUCGCGUUGCCAAUACGGACAUGACCUGGCAUCAGGAGGUGACAAAUGCCGCUCCGCGUGUCUCGCCAAUUGUGGAUCUGACGUUGGACGACGCUGCCCUGGUGCGCGCCAUUGAUAAUUUGAAUUUUAUGCAAAUGAAAGCUGUCAAAGAUGGAGAAGAGCGAUUACCAGCAGCGCCCUUAGCGCCAACCAUUGUGCCGGAGGAUUGUUCGGCAGAAAAUAAUUCGGUUACAGUGGCGUGGCAAGCACCAGCCCACUCUAUCGUUGAUGGCUAUGUAUUGGAGUUGGACGAUGGCAGCGGUGGCGAGUUUCGGGAGGUGUACUGCGGCAAAGAAACGAUUUGCACCGUGGAUGGGCUCCACUUCAAUUCCAUGUACAAUGCGCGCGUCAAGGCAUUCAACAAUGCGGGCGAGGGUGAAUAUUCCGAACUCAUUGGAUUGCAAACGGCGGAAGUUGCCUGGUUCACAUUUGAUCCGAUCCUUAGCGGUGGCGCCGGCUCCGGACUGGUUUUUAGCAACAAUAAUGCCACAGUAUCGGUGGAGGGUUGGGAGCACCGGGUGGCUUUGGGUUCGGUGGGAUUCUCACGCGGCAUUCACUACUGGGAAUUCACCGUUGACAAGUAUACAAUGGAUACGGAUCCAGCGUUCGGUGUGGCGCGCAUCGAUGUCAAUCGCAACAAAAUGCUAGGCAAAGAUGAAAAAUCCUUUGCUAUGUACAUUGACGGACAACGCUCAUGGUUUCAGCAUAAUUCCGUACACGAGCGACGUGUCGAGGGUGGUAUAACCACUGGCAGCACCAUUGGUGUACUACUUGAUCUGGAACGGCAUACCUUGAGUUUUCUCGUCAAUGAAAUGCCACAAGGUUCCGUGGCAUUCCGCGAUCUCUACGGUGUCUUCUACCCGGCCGUGAGCAUUAAUCGCGGCGUGACACUGACCCUACACACCGCCAUGGAGGCGCCGAAAAUGGACUACUUCUGAGUAAGAUUGAAUAAGAUGCGCUGCAAUCCAAGAGAAUGAACCGAAGGGACCGCAGUGGGAGGUAGGCGAAGUGCAACGCUUAGGCGCGCUUCAAGUGUGUUGUAAAUAUUUCGUAUUUAAGCGCAAUUUCAAAAACUAGCAAUGCAUAUACAUAGAUACAUACAUACCUAGGCGUCUACUUACACGUUUUUAAAUGUAUUUAUAGUUUUACAUAGCAUAUAAAUUUUUAUGUAAUUCGAUUUGUAAGUAGCAUAAAUGGGUCGCUGACACAUAUCUUAAGCAUUUCAAAUGAAGUGAAAUUCAAAAUCGCCAUAAUAUUCCAAUUAUUAAUUUUUAUAAAAAUUUUGCAUGUUAACACACAUUGGUACUAGUAAGGUCUAAGUCUAUAGUUCGUACAAAAUUCAGCAUUUGCAGCUACAAAAAUUUUGAAAAAAUACUAAAAACGAAGUUUGAAAAAUCAAAUGUCAUGUUGCAGCAACAAAUGACAGAAAUAAUAAAAAAUUAAAGCAAUAGUCGGUUUGAAGCAUUUAGAAGUGAUAAUGCAUCAAUGAACGUUGUAAUAUGAGAAGGCAUUAACACAUGUACAAACAAAUAAACAAUCUAAAAAAUCUAAAGAAGUUCACCAAUAACUGGAUUAAACACAAGUGACUGUUAAAAAAAUAGCUAAAAAUUAAAGUUGAAGAAAUAUAAAUAUUAAAUUGUUGAAAAAAUUAAAAAAAAGCAAAUAACGCGUGACUGCCAACGAAAAAAAAAACAAAAUUAAAUAAUUAUUAUAUGAAAUAUGUCGCAAUCACAAUCUCUCACCUUUUUAGGGUUUAGGCAUAGUCAGAGCCAUGCAAAAUUUAUUGAUUUUUCUUGACAAAAAAAUUUUUUUAUUUUUCUAAAAUAAAAACUUAGCAUCAUUGGCGACUGUCACACGUUCAAUAUUUAUUGCGAUAUUUGGAUUGUGAUCCAUAUUGAUAAAAUAAAAACAUGAGGAUUGCACCGCGACCUUAGGUCUCUCAUGCCCUUAUAUUAAUGAUUGGCUGAUCACGAGUAAAUACUACAGCUUCAAUAAUUAUGAUAAUUAUGAUUUUAAUUCUUACAAUACUUUGUUCCGUCGUAUCAGGAACUUACAUACAAGAUGUCAGGGUUCGCGUGAUCAAUAGUGAACUUUCAACGCACGUUGAUCCGGAUUUAUUUUCAUAUGACGGCCUGCUUUUUAGGCAUUUUUUAGACUUUUUGUUUUCAGGACCAGUAAAUAGAUAGAACUUUAAGGUUAAACUGUUUAGUCGAAGAGACCGAAAUCCAUAUCGUCGUCCUCCUCCUUCUUUUCGGAUUUUUCUUUCUUAUUAUCAUUUAUUAAAAUAUAUUUCGACGGUAAAAAUAUAAAUUUAAAGCUAAAAAUAUUGUGUACAACAGGAAGUACAGCGUUCUGGCUCGAAAAAAAUGGGCAGGCAUGUCCGCUACCGUCCCCUAUGAUUUGCUUAUCUGAAACAAAAUUAAUUAGCGGCAUUUUAAGCUGUAAGCCUAUGUGCACGGCAAGAGCUAUUAUCAAAUGAAUAUAUCAUUUUGGGAAUUUUUGAUUGUUAAUAGUUCAUUUCAUGCAUUUACAUUUACCCUACAAAUUUCAAGUUAUUCGGUAAAACCAGUUUUCAGAUACGACCCCCGUAAAUGUUUUGUGGUAUGGAUCUCAAUCCAUUGGUAUUGCAUGCUACACGUUCAAUAAAUAUCGUGAUCCUGGAUUAGGGUCAAUAUACGAGGUUUGUUCAAAAAGUAUCGGGAAUUUUGUAUUUCCUAAGAAACAAUCAAGGAUCGGACAUUCUAGGUAGAUGCACUUAAAUCGUUAUCCUUAAUGCGUUUGCUAUGUUCGUCAUCAAAAGGGGGGACUCUCGCCCGACGCUGUUGUUUAUUUUUCAUUGGCGGCAUUUUUUACGUGGCGGGUCCCAAACCCAGCGCACAACCCUGGGGAGUGAUGGUUCGCCUUCAAACGGACGUUUUUUGGUUACCUAUCCUCUGGGUCUAAGACGGGAGUCGUGAGCUGCUUGAGCCAUCUAUAAAAUAAUCGUUUCUGGACACUCCCAAGUGACUGCCACUCAGAGAACAUUCCUUACUCGCGUUAACUUCUACACAUUACUCCAUCCUCCAAUUUUGCACUUUCUGCCAGCAUUUUUUUUUUUUUCAAAUUAUUAAACCACUUAAAAAUAUAAUUUUUCGGAUCUUAUUUAGCUCCUCCUCCGAUGCAGUUUUUAUCUCCUGAAUCGUAGCGUAACGUCAUUCAUUCAUGGGUCUCUUCACUUUUAGGAACAAAAACAGUCACCGGGGGACAGAUCUAUGGCACAAAAUGGCUGCGACACCAUUAAUGUGUUGUUUUUGACCAAAUAUUCGCACUCAAGCAACAAUACGUGAGCAGGGACGUUUUCAUGGUACAAAAGGCGUAUAACUUGCACCUAAUAUCAUUUAUUAACAGUACGACCCUUGUGUAAGAACUUAUGAAGCACGACACCCCUGCAAGCGUAGAAAACUGUUAGCAAAACCUCCAAAUUCGACCAAAAUUGGCGCUUUUUCUCAGUGUUGGCUCAUGCGUCAGCCCGCAUUGGAAUGAUUGAGCUUUGAUUUUCGCGUCAUAAUCACAAAACCAUGAUUGCUUACCAAUUUAUGAGUCUCUGGAGCAGAUGUGGGUCAUCGCGAACUGAGUUCAAUGUUUUCAAAAAGUUAUUUAACCAUUUAAUUCGGUUUGCGAGCACAAAAAACAUUGUUUUGAGAAAAAUUCAUUUGAAAUUUCGCAACUGCUGCGUUUAAGAGCAUCCGGGAACCCUUUAAUUAUCCAAUAAAUCGUAAAGUAUUUGUCGGACUUAGCUUUCAUAGAAUAUAGAAUACUUUAAAGAUAUUAUGAUUAAAGAAAAUGUCGAAAUUCUUCUUUUUUUUUGUUUAGAAUUCUGACUGUCCCUAACCCCUUACAUCUAUUACCAAUUAAAGUGCUUUCUUUUAUGUAAAUAUAAUAAUCACAGCUAAAAUACAGCACUGCAGGCAACAGAUUUCGUUUUGAUAUUUUUUUGUAGAAUAAUGAUUGUAAUUUGUAUUCAUAACUUCAAAAAAAGUUUUGUCUUCGCAACGAUUUCAUUUAGUUUAGUCACAACAGUAGCAAUAGAAUUUGAUUAAAGAUUUUUUAUUUUGAUUUAUUCAGCAAACAGUUUGUUUUAAAUUGCUUGUGUUUACUUUUUUCAUGACAUUUGGUUUCAGUUUACAGCCACUCAUUAAAAAAAAGCUGCUAAAGUAUAUUUAGGAUUUAAUGAAUUACUAGACCUUAAACUGAAAUUCGAUACCAAAAAAUUUCUCCAAGCUACAAUCUAUUUUCCAAAAUCGCAGAUUCUAAAUGUUGAAAUUAUAAAAUUAAAUGCUUCGAAAACAUAUAUCUAUAUAAACACAUACAAAUAGAUAAAGUUGUAAAAAAUAAGAGCAAAAUUAAAAUGCGAAACAUUCAAGGCGGAGAAAAGCAAAAUGCUUUCCCUGCGCAUGCCAGCUAUAACACUUAAGCUUAUACCAAAAAUCUUACACUAGCGUAAACUUUUUAGAGCUUAGAUACUUAUACCCUAUAAGUGUAUUGUAUUAUAAAUGCUUUGACACAAAUUACAUACAUAAAAGAGGAACCCAAAACCAAGAGACGAAAGCCAAAAGACUUCGCCAAAUCACGCGAACUAAAUUUAAUUACUAACGAUAUAGAAAAGCGCUCUGUAAAUAGUAGUUGUCAAUGAUACGAGUGUCUAAAUACAAACUGUUCAAAAGCUUUCGAAAAAGCGGCAAAGCGAUUGUACCAUAAAUGUUUAAAAUGAUGCCAUGAUAAUAGACUGCACUUAAAAAAAAAACUUUGCCAUUAGUAAAAUUGCGGAAAAUUUCCAACGGCACAGAAAACAAAAUCUAAAUACAAAAAAAAAUAAAAUAAAAAUCAAUAAAACUCACAAACAUAUAAACAUUAAUACGUUUUUUCACCUUAUUUGCGUUUGAAUCAAAGAAAAGCUUGUAAAUUUUGCAUAAAUAUGAAUUGUUAGUGUAGGCAAACGUUUUCCAUUAUUGAAAACGCGAGAAAAUUACAAAAAAAUUAAAAAAUUAAAUGGCAAAUAAAUGAGUAUUUGUACAUACAUACAUAAAUAUAUGUGCAUGCAUUUGUAUUUAAAAACAUACGUUUAACGUAAAUAUCUAUAUAUAUAUAUAUACUAGUACAUGAAUAAACGCAUAUAUGUAUGAAUGUUUUAGCGAUUAACCUACAAAACAUUUUUUAUUUUUAAUUAAGCGUAAAACACUUAAACGUAAUUGCAAAGUAAAUAGUAAUUUCGCAUUAAUCCCAAUGUAAUUAAUUAUUAAUAAUAAUAAAAAAAUAUGUCAGCUGAUGAAAAGAAAAAAAAAACUAAACAAACACAAGCCAAACGAAGGGAAGUUGGCUAGAAUGUUCAUAGAAAUAGCAAUGUAAUGAUCAAAAAAUACCAUAAAUGAUAAUAAAAUUUAAUGGCUAAUUAUUAACAAUCAAUAAAAAUACAUAUGUCACAAAGAA
Molecule: messenger RNA, 7746 nt
Organism: Bactrocera neohumeralis
Lineage: Eukaryota; Metazoa; Arthropoda; Insecta; Diptera; Tephritidae
Gene: Trim9
Product: E3 ubiquitin-protein ligase TRIM9
Exons: 11
Coding region: 933-3218 (761 amino acids)
Molecular function (GO): zinc ion binding; protein binding
Source: RefSeq, a predicted model, not a curated record